Molecule: messenger RNA, 1981 nt
Organism: Amoebophrya sp. A25
Lineage: Eukaryota; Dinophyceae; Syndiniales; Amoebophryaceae
Source: the annotation of a GenBank genome assembly
GUGCAGCUGUACAUGCAACAUGACGCCAGGUGUAGUGGCCUCGUCUUCAAGUAUUAUGGUGAUGCUGGAAGUGGAAGUGGAACCUUCCCCCAAGGACGGACUAAAGUCCGACCUGGGUCCAUGGCAUGCCCUUCCCCACCUCUAAGCGCCAAAACAGCGCCAGCAGCCACACGUCUCGAGUCGCCGCCAGCGCCUGCGCCCUUGACCUUGAGUGGCAUGGGCAGGGUAGCUAUCACCCGGAGCAACCUAACUACACCAGCGAAAUCAUGCUUCAGCAGAGUGAAGACAACACAGACGACUGCUUUGCCAACCUCGUUGGGAUCGACACCGGACGCGGCUUUCUCCACUGCGCCGCCUGUCACAACUGGACAGAGCUUAAACUUCGCCUGCAGGGAUUUUGGCGGUCGCGUGGUUCAAGCGUCGAACUCAGCUCCUUCUUUGCAGCAGAUUGGCUGUUGUGUUGCCGAUUCGCUCAAGCGGACCAGUGAAAACGACGAGCACAAAAGUACAGCACCUCGAAGAAAGAUUCCGCACACUGUGCCACGAGAUAGCUAUUUGAAGGGCGACGUCAGUCCCGGAGUUGCGGAGCCUUAUGCGCAGCCUUCGGCCACCACGACUCCGCAAAGCUCAGAUAUGUAUCCUGUCGAUCUGAUGAAACUACCAACGAAAGAUGACGUGGUUGACAAGGCUCAAACAACGAUUGGAGCGAUUCUGGUCCGCACGAAUGCUCGCAUAAUGGAACGCCGUAGGCGGCUUGGGGUCCGUCAUGAACGAAGAAAGACGAACCGCCCAGAACCGGAAGGAGGUCAAUGUAGCCCUUCGAGUCUAAUGGCUGACAAGGAAUGCCAAGACGAAUUUGUCGCAGCUCUCCGCACCGCGAUCACGGAUCUCUUAGUGAAGCAUGUGAGGUCGGACGAAAAGGCAAUUGCAUGCUCGUCGAGCGAGUCUGUCCUCCAGCACUACGGUGGCGAAGAUAAAGCACUACCUCAUCUUUCAGCACUAGCUGGCCUCGCAAUGGAUGCUUUAAAACAGGGCCUUGAUCCCAGCUUGAUCAGACGGAAGCGCAUGUUUAUCGAAACGCAGCGACCUCUAACGAAAAAGGUUCUUCCUUGGAAGGAAGAAACGCAGAGCUUUCGAAUAGAAAAGGGACUUGGCAUCGGAGAGGCGAGUGCGUAUAAGGCCAAGCCCAUGAAUAUAAUCUUCGAAGACAUGCUCGGAUUCGCGAAUGCGUUUGAAGGAUGGGCUGUUUUUGAUAAUGCACGGCGUACCAGCGACCCAUACAUGAAAAGAUGGGAGGGUCUUCGAGCGGCUGUUGGCUUCGAUCGUUUUGGGCGUAUUCCUGGUCCAGACGACGACUUGCUACCCGAGGCUUUCGGACUGAUAGACAACGCUGAGUGCGCUCCUUCAUCUUCCGUUACCGGCGAGGAAGAACUCAGGAGUCACAAAAUGUCCAAGAAGAAAAAUUGUAGCGGAAUCCGCUGUCCCCGCACAGAUUUCGGCGAUUCAAUUCUUUCACUUCAUGCACAUGCUUCGCUCAUGGUUCGCGCUCAAUUUAAUGACGGCACACUCCGGCGUCGUAUCGCUGAGAUGGCUUUGCUUUGGCUACGCCGAAGCACUGAGGCCAGAGCCAGGCAGAAAAUGGAUUCUAGAGAGAGGCUUGAGGGAGAAAGCGCGGCGCUUUCUGAGAAGCUUGACGAGAUCAGACUGGAACUGCGGACGCAAUACGGUUUUUCCGAUGAGUCGACACAUGCUGUGCCUUUGGGAAACCCUACCGGUUUUCUGCCGCGGAUUCGUAAUGCAGACCACCUGUUGAUGGCGUCGGUACUCUACAAACUCUGCUAUGACUGGGUCAAAGAUGCCAUGGACGCGAUACAUCGAGGCGCAUGGACUUGGGGCUCUUUCAAGUCAGCAGAGAUGGGCAAAGAUUUCAUUCCGGGAUGUACAGUAUACAUGACGACUCUGUUGCGAGCACCUUUUGAUC